GUUGCGACUGGCGGCCAAAAUACCUCCAGAACUCAGAGCUUUCAGGAUGCAGAGUCCGCUCUGCCCUCGGAUGUCGCCAGGAUUGUAGCCCGUCGUCCUCAAGACUGGUGUGCUCUGGAGCUGGCUGCCGCCUCCCCAGUUUGCUCAGGGUCCUCCCUGUCUUCUCCCUCCCACCUCCCCACCCCCAAAGUAGUGCUCCCGCCUCGCUCCGCCUGCACAUCCCCCGGCGCGCCCCAGAGGUUUAUCAGGCUCCCCGCACGCACCGCCGGCUUCCUCUGGCGCCCAGCGCGAGUGACCCGAGCAGACCAGCCGCUGCCUCGGAGCCUCCAUCCAAGUCCCCUUCUCCCGCUCCCCUGCCGCCGCGCCUCCCGGCUCUUCUCCCCCGCGCCGAGGCGCCCACCGCGUUUCAGGUUUAAUCCCGGGUUGGACCUGCUGUUUCGCUCAUCCCCACAUUCAGCCUCUCAGUCAGCCCAGAGAAGUGAAAUCUGCACUGAAACUCUCGGUGGCUGGAGCCGGCGGACUGGGCAUGCUCAGAAGCCAGGGCUGGCUUUGGUCUCAAGUAGGAAGCUUUUGCACUCGGGAGGCAGCAGCGACUUUGGGGAAAGUUGAUCAGAGAGGGGAGGAAGCCCCAAGACGCGGAGCAGCGGCAGGAAGGAGCCCCCGGCAGCCCGGAGGAGCAUGGGCACCCUGCGGGAUUUACAGUACGCGCUUCAGGAGAAGAUCGAGGAGCUGAGGCAGCGGGAUGCUCUCAUCGACGAGCUGGAGCUUGAGUUGGAUCAGAAAGACGAACUGAUCCAGAAGCUGCAGAACGAGCUGGACAAGUACCGCUCGGUGAUCCGGCCGGCCACCCAGCAGGCGCAGAAGCAGAGCGCGAGCACCUUGCAGGGCGAGCCGCGCACCAAGCGGCAGGCGAUCUCCGCUGAGCCCACCGCUUUCGACAUCCAGGAUCUCAGCCAUGUGACCCUGCCCUUCUACCCCAAGAGCCCACAGUCUAAGGAUCUCAUAAAGGAAGCCAUCCUUGACAAUGACUUUAUGAAGAACUUGGAGCUGUCGCAGAUCCAGGAGAUUGUGGAUUGUAUGUACCCAGUGGAGUAUGGCAAAGACAGUUGCAUCAUCAAAGAAGGAGAUGUGGGAUCACUGGUGUAUGUUAUGGAAGAUGGAAAGGUUGAAGUUACAAAAGAAGGGGUGAAGCUGUGUACCAUGGGUCCAGGAAAAGUGUUCGGGGAGCUGGCUAUUCUUUACAACUGUACCCGGACAGCGACCGUCAAGACUCUUGUAAAUGUGAAACUCUGGGCCAUUGAUCGACAAUGUUUUCAAACAAUAAUGAUGAGGACGGGACUCAUCAAGCAUACCGAGUAUAUGGAAUUUUUAAAAAGCGUUCCAACAUUCCAGAGCCUUCCUGAAGAAAUCCUCAGUAAGCUUGCUGACGUCCUUGAAGAGACCCACUAUGAAAAUGGGGAAUAUAUCAUCAGGCAAGGUGCAAGAGGGGACACCUUCUUUAUCAUCAGCAAAGGAAAGGUAAAUGUCACUCGAGAAGACUCACCAAGUGAAGACCCAGUCUUUCUUAGAACUUUAGGAAAAGGAGAUUGGUUUGGAGAGAAAGCCUUGCAGGGGGAAGAUGUGAGAACAGCAAACGUAAUUGCUGCAGAAGCUGUAACCUGCCUUGUGAUCGACAGAGACUCUUUCAAGCAUUUGAUUGGGGGAUUGGAUGAUGUUUCUAAUAAAGCAUAUGAGGAUGCGGAAGCUAAAGCAAAAUAUGAAGCUGAGGCUGCUUUCUUCGCCAACCUGAAGCUGUCUGACUUCAAUAUCAUCGACACCCUCGGAGUGGGAGGUUUCGGACGAGUAGAACUGGUCCAGUUGAAAAGUGAAGAAUCCAAAACUUUUGCAAUGAAAAUUCUCAAGAAACGCCACAUCGUGGAUACGAGACAGCAGGAGCACAUCCGCUCGGAGAAGCAGAUCAUGCAGGGGGCUCAUUCCGACUUCAUAGUGAGACUAUACAGAACGUUUAAGGACAGCAAAUAUUUGUAUAUGUUGAUGGAAGCUUGCCUGGGUGGAGAGCUCUGGACCAUUCUCAGGGAUAGAGGUUCAUUUGAAGAUUCUACAACCAGAUUUUACACAGCGUGUGUGGUAGAAGCAUUCGCCUAUCUGCAUUCCAAAGGAAUCAUUUACAGGGACCUCAAGCCAGAAAAUCUCAUCCUAGAUCACCGAGGUUAUGCCAAACUGGUUGAUUUUGGCUUUGCCAAGAAAAUAGGAUUUGGAAAGAAAACAUGGACUUUUUGUGGGACGCCAGAGUAUGUAGCCCCAGAGAUCAUCCUGAACAAAGGCCAUGACAUUUCAGCGGACUAUUGGUCACUGGGAAUCCUAAUGUAUGAACUUCUGACUGGCAGCCCGCCUUUCUCAGGCCCAGAUCCUAUGAAAACCUAUAACAUCAUAUUGAGGGGGAUUGACAUGAUAGAAUUUCCAAAGAAGAUUGCCAAAAAUGCUGCUAAUUUAAUUAAAAAACUAUGCAGGGACAAUCCAUCAGAAAGAUUAGGGAAUUUGAAAAACGGAGUGAAAGACAUUCAAAAGCACAAGUGGUUUGAGGGCUUUAAUUGGGAAGGCUUAAGAAAAGGCACCUUGACACCUCCAAUAAUACCAAGUGUUGCAUCACCCACAGACACAAGCAAUUUCGACAGUUUCCCUGAGGACAAUGACGAACCACCACCUGAUGACAACUCAGGUUGGGAUAUAGACUUCUAAUGUAUUUCUCUUACCUGCUUCUGCCUUGCUGAAGACAGCUUUUCCUGAGACACAGCUGCCAGCAAACCUGAGGGAAAGAGAGAAGAUUCGUGCUCGGGGUCACCAUGAUGCCUUUGAUCGAUGCUGCUCCAGUAACUACAGUGGCAUUAGGACUUAUUGCUUAGAUGACAAUAGUGCUCUUUACAUGUUUUCUGUUUGAACCUAAAAAUAGCAGUUGACAUGGUGGUCCUGAAGCAAAGCCUUUCACCAGUAAAGAGAUGUUUUCUAUUGUU
Molecule: messenger RNA, 3011 nt
Organism: Diceros bicornis minor
Lineage: Eukaryota; Metazoa; Chordata; Mammalia; Perissodactyla; Rhinocerotidae
Gene: PRKG1
Product: protein kinase cGMP-dependent 1
Exons: 18
Coding region: 679-2739 (686 amino acids)
Biological process (GO): protein phosphorylation
Molecular function (GO): cGMP-dependent protein kinase activity; ATP binding
Source: RefSeq, a predicted model, not a curated record